AGUAUAGUAAGAACAGUUACAGAAUAAUCAGGCGGGGUCACUGACUUCAAACAAACAGGCGUUCCAAAAACCGACAGCCGCGGGGCAUGCAUUUCACUUGGCAAGGCAUGUCGCAACUAUGAGUGCAUGCGUAAAAUACUCACGACUAGAAAUGUAGCCAAGUCGAGUUCUUUCAACCUGCUCCGAAUGAGAAUGAAUGAUUUCCCCCUUAGCUCUGCCUGGGAAUUAGCAUUCAGGGAGCGUGCGGGCACAUUAAAAGGGCAACGUGACUGACUGAGCUUCAAGCUUUGUAAAUCUAGCAUGCGUGUUGGGUAGAAACAUCGACGUGGAGUAGGCUACGAGUGCGCGGCUAGGCAAAGUCGUCGAACUGUUGUUUUUCGUCGAACUCUUAGUUUUGUUCCAUGCACUUUCCAUGCAAGUCGUCUUUGAACUUUUACGAAGCCGUUUGCACCUAUUUCACUACUUCAUUAUGGCACGGCAGAUAAUAGGCUGAGAGGGAAAAGCUUCUUUGGUUUACCUUAGCCGUCCCCGGUGUUAUUGGCCUCAGGACUAUUAUUACGCACCUGUGAUGUGGGUUGUCCAUCAGAACAGACAUUGGAUACGGGACAUUUGACACCCUGUUGCUGCUCGCUCGUAAUGAACUUUGAAGCAUUUACAUGCUCUGGCGUGGAUCAUACUAUGAGUGGUAGGCUACCUUUCAGUUGGUAAAACUCUUGUCGAACGAUUCGUGUGAAUUUGAUGAGGUCUUUGGUGUAGAAAACUUUGGGAUCUUUUUUCUCUUUGACUGCUCCCAAAUGGACAGUCAAUCGAAUGGCUAUCAUGUUUCGGACGGUGAUCUCAACAGCAACACCAACAGCAGUAAGAAUACAUCUCAAAGAGUUGAUCCCUAUGGGUUCGAGCGGCCUGAAGACUUCAACUAUGAGUCCCAUGAUGAGAUGAUGGCGGAGUACCUGGCAGUGCUGCGGAGAAGAUCAGUCAAGUGGUCCAAACUGCUGCACGGAAAUGUCAAAGUGGAGAAGAACUACAAAGUGAAGCGGUAUGUGCGUAAAGGGGUCCCCAACGAGCACCGCUCCCUCAUCUGGAUGGCAGCCAGCGGCGCCCAGGAUCAGCUGGAGAAGAACCCGGGAUACUACCACUCGCUCCUGGGGGACAAGCAGGACGACAAGCUGCAGGAGACCAUACGCCUGGACAUGCACAGGACGUUCCCGGACAACGUUCUGUUCCGGAGUUCCUCCGAGUCUUGCUUGCAGACGGCCUUGUACAACGUGCUCCUGGCGUACGGACACCACAACAAAGAUGUCGGAUACUGCCAGGGCAUGAAUUUCAUCGCUGGCUAUCUGAUCAUAAUUACUAAAGACGAAGAGAAGUCCUUCUGGCUGAUGGACGCUCUGCUGGGCAGGAUAUUACCAGACUACUACACGGCGGCCAUGCUGGGUCUGAAGACGGACCAGGAGGUGCUGGGGGAGCUGGUGAAGGCCAAGGUGCCGGCGGUGUGGCGCCUCAUGGAGCAGCACGGCGUCAUGUGGUCCCUGGUGGUGUCACGCUGGUUCAUCUGCCUCUUCAUAGACAUCCUGCCUGUGGAGACAGUACUGAGGAUCUGGGAUUGCCUGUUCUACGAGGGUUCUAAGAUCCUGUUCCGCGUAUCCCUCACGCUGAUCCGCCACCACCAGCCACUCCUACUGCAGGCCCAGAACCUCCCGGACGUCUGCGACCGCUUCAAGCAGAUCACCCACGGGGAGUUUGUGGAAGAGUGCCACCCUUUCAUGCAGAAAAUCUUCUCAGAACCUGGAAGUCUGUCGAUGGCAACGAUAAAAAAGCUUCGGGAGACGUGUCGAGAGCGCAUCAUUGCUGAGGAGGCUGCCAUGCGCCGCUGACAUGAUCGACCUCCUCUCUCCUCCUCCUUAUCCGUACACUCAAAACAUUCCUCACCUGUAGCUGCCGUGGACUCCCCGCAGGAUACUCUAAUGACUAUGCUUUGCACUACCCUGUGGUGUCCACCAGAGGGACUGGAAAUUUGUAUCUAAAUUCUUAUCUUCUAUAAAGAGAGAUGGCAUUCCAUAUUUAACAAAAAAAUCUGUAGUUUUGUGUAUAAAAGGUAGGCCAGCCAGAUGUCCCUAAAGUUUGUUUUAUGGUUUAUUUUUUUAAACUGGUAAACAGAUGAAUUGUUGUACUGUAAAAGAUCCAUUAUGCUGUAAUUUCUACUGCCUAUUUAAAAGGUAAUUGCUUUUGUACUGUUUUUGAAGACAGCCAUCCAUGAAUGUAGAGAAAUGUUGCUUUGAGAAAUGAAGAAAUACUUUUGACCA
Engraulis encrasicolus (European anchovy) is the source of this 2303-nucleotide messenger RNA. RefSeq names its product growth hormone-regulated TBC protein 1-A-like. The coding region runs from base 795 to 1874 and encodes 359 amino acids. The transcript is spliced from 8 exons. Lineage: Eukaryota; Metazoa; Chordata; Actinopteri; Clupeiformes; Engraulidae. The record is from RefSeq and is a predicted model, not a curated record.